CUUUGUUAAUAAACCUUUUUUUUCUUAUGACGAUGAGCAGCCAGUUGGCUUUGCACGAAGUCCUCGAUUUCCGCCGAGUGCAGCGCUUCCAUCAUGAAGGAAGAGCAGCUUCUCCACACCCAGCAGCCAUGCGCAGUAGAACCCCCUGCUAAACCCAAGAAGAAGCGCAUUCGACGUCAGAAACUGGAGCUCGAGUACCUUCGGGGUCUGGUAGGAAAGCUGGAGCAGCAGAUGACGCAGCUCAAGACUAGACAGAGGGAGGACGCGGGUCACACAACCGCUGUCAAUGCUGAGAUGUCAAUCUGGAAGGGCAUUGCGGAGCGACAGCAAACAGAAAGAGCGCGAGCAGAGGAGAAGAACCAGAAACUCAGAGCAUCUCUAGAGGGCCAGCUGAAACUCGCCACCAAGCUGGAGCGGCUGCUGCGCAAGCGUCCGAGGGACGAGGAGGUGGCUGAAUUGGCGGACAACAAGCGCUUCAAACUGCCGACUGUGGCUCCAACGGACGAUGAGAUUUUUGCGGAUCAAUUGGCACACGUGGAACGCGCACAUCUUGACGCGGAUAACAUAUUCGGCGGACUCGAGUUUGCAGAUCGAACAGCAUCAUUCUGCAACUUGCGGGUGACGAGUGACUCGGAAUCGGAUACAGGCGUUGCGUUUGUGACAAAGGCGAGUUCCAUGCUGCCGUUUGAUGUCCAUGUGACGGAAAGGGCCUUCUGGAGAGCAUUCGCGGAGGAAGGACCGAGUAAAAUGAGCUAUUUCCAUGAGGAAAGAGUCGCAACCGAAAACCUGGUGGCUCGUUCGUAUGCACUUGAUUUUAAUGCGGGAUCUUUUCAGUCAAAUGUGCGAGGUAAACAGACGUACCGCAAGUAUGUAGACAACGACAGUGUCAUGAUUGUGUGGAAGUCACUCACCGAACCUGUUGAGAUCAACGGCGUUAAGCUCAGUGGACUGUGGUGUAAUCAGGUGGGAUGGAUUGUCCUUCGAGGAGUUAAUAUCUCACCUGAAGACGCACAAUCCGGUCUCAUUGAUACUUCGAAGACCAUGAUGUCAACAUCGCUGCGGUCAUAUUGUAGGAUGAGGGUGGAAUUGCAAGAUGAUAUUGCUGACCAAGAGCUGCAAGUUGGAGCACUAACAAAUUUCGUGGUGAAUUCUCAUGAUGCCAUUACGGACGUUUGUGGUAAGCUCAUAAAUCAAGUGCUAGUAGAAGAAGAUUGGAAUAUCAACGGUUGGCUGGAUAAUCUAGCGCUGUAGCUCGAUGGACAAUCUCGAAGUCAGAUUUUUGGUAUUCAGCGAUCAGAUUCUCCGAGAUCAUAUCUUAGUCAUCUUGCGAUGAGGAACAAUAAACUUUGUUUACGAAA
This is a messenger RNA of Phytophthora nicotianae INRA-310, 1358 nucleotides long. RefSeq lists its product as hypothetical. The coding region runs from base 94 to 1251 and encodes 385 amino acids. The record is from RefSeq and is a predicted model, not a curated record. Lineage: Eukaryota; Oomycota; Peronosporomycetes; Peronosporales; Peronosporaceae. The transcript has a single exon.